Molecule: messenger RNA, 1908 nt
Organism: Vicugna pacos (alpaca)
Lineage: Eukaryota; Metazoa; Chordata; Mammalia; Artiodactyla; Camelidae
Source: RefSeq, a predicted model, not a curated record
GCGUGGCGAGGUCGCACCUGCGCGAGUAGGGGGAAGGAGGAGGGGCGAGGUGACGCAGGCGUAAUAAUAGAGAAGGUGCCAGAAAGAUUCAAAACAAGUGUCUGCAGCCGUCGCCCAGGAGUCGUUAGACGCUGGAAUUCGGCCCUGGUUCUGAUCUUGUUCCGCACGCCCCUCCCUUGGAUAUGGCGCUGUCCGGGCCGACCCCAGCCCCCAGCUGGGAGGAGGAUGAGUGCUUGGACUACUACGGAAUGCUGUCGCUUCACCGUAUGUUCGAGGUGGUGGGCGGGCAACUGACCGAGUGCGAGCUGGAGCUGCUGCUGCUGGAGCUGGAGCGCCGCGGGCAGUGCGACGAGAGCAACCUGCGGCUGCUGGGGCAACUCCUGCGAGUGCUGGCUCGUCAUGACUUGCUGCCACACCUGGCGCGUAAGCGGCGUCGGCCAGUGUCUCCAGAACGCUACAACUAUGGCACAUCCAGCUCUUCAAAGAGGACGGAGGGCAGCUGCCGCCGCCGUCGGCGAUCAAGCAGUUCUUCAAAUGCCCGGCAGGGUCAGUGGGAGACAGGUUCUCCCCCAACUAAGCGGCAGCGGCGGAGUCGAGGCCGUCCCAGUAGUGGUGCCAGACGGCGGCGGAGAGGGGGUCCAGUCAACCCCCAGCAGCAGCAGGAGUCAGCCAGGCCCACCUCAGAAGGCAAAGUGACUUGUGACAUCCGGCUGAGGGUGCGAGCGGAGUACUGCGAACAUGGGCCAGCCUUGGAGCAGGGUGUGGCAUCCCGGCGGCCCCAGGCGCUGGCACGGCAGCUGGACGUGUUUGGGCAGGCCACUGCGGUCCUGCGCUCACGGGACCUGGGCUCUGUGGUCUGUGACAUCAAGUUCUCGGAGCUCUCCUACCUGGACGCCUUCUGGGGUGACUACCUGAGUGGUGCCCUGCUGCAGGCCCUGCGGGGCGUGUUCCUGACUGAGGCUCUGCGUGAGGCCGUGGGCCGGGAGGCUGUCCGACUGCUGGUCAGUGUGGACGAGGCCGACUACGAGGCUGGCCGGCGCCGCCUACUGCUGAUGGAGGAGGAGGGGGGACGGCGCCCAACUGAGGCCUCCUGAUCCUGGAUCUGGCAGGACUGACCCCACCUCCUAGCUUCUGGGCUACCUUCUCCUCUGGAGGAUGAUGACCAUAUCUACCCCUAAAUGCCUGUCACUCCAGCAGCUCUGAGGACUGCGACAGCCAGCCAGGCCCCUUGACAUCCUGGCCCCUUGACAGGCCCUCCCACAGGAUGUGGGUGCUGAGGCCUAAACCACUUCCAGCUGAGUUUCCUUCCCAACUCUCCCUCUCCACCCCCAGGUGUGUUCCCUCAGCUUCAGGAAGCUGGGGGCUCAGGCAUGCUGAUCCAAAAGGAAGAGAAGCAUGGCCACACAUUCACCAAAGGCCCCUUGCACAUGUUUCCCUGACCCAGGGCUGUGUGUGCACACACACUGGCCCCCUCUGAAACGUCCCCUGGGCUCCUGCCCUGGCCUGCUCCACUUACUUUGGCCUAAGGGCUUUUCUCUCAGGAUCUCUGAUUAUACCGCCCCCAACCCUGGGCUUCAGCCGCAGCAGUGGGCACGGAGCUGGAGUGCACCCAGGGCAUGCUCACCUUGCCCACACAUCUCUACAGCCAGCCAGGACUCUGCCCAGCUUCCACACACAGACCUGGCUCUCCACCUUCUCCUGGAGGCUGGACAGACUUGUACACAGAUCUGCACCCAGAAUGUCACACAUGUGUUGUGGCAGCAGCAGACCAAAUGAGCUGUGUCCCAGGGGCCAGGACCAGACACCAACUUUCUUCUUAGAAAUGGAAGGCAGAGGCUUGGGGCUGAUGGGAAAGGCCUUUUACAAAUGGCUCCAAUAAAACUGCCCUGGAUGGGGCAUAGGUGGGCA